AGAGUGUCGCUUUCAGUUGUAACGGACUUCAUCACAUCACAAAUUGUACUCGUUCUCAUCCUUUUAAGAAAGUUCAGACCCAGGAAAAUUUCCAUAGUACCUUAAUGAAAAAGAUAGAAAUCAGUGGGACGUGUCUUUCCUUUCAUCUCCUUUUCGGCUUGGAAAUCAGAAUGAGAAGGAUUGUUUUUGCUGGUGUUAUCUUAUUCCGCCUCUUAGGUGUUAUCUUAUUCCGCCUCUUAGGUGUUAUCUUAUUCGGCCGCUUAGGUGACCUGGGAACCUGCCAGACAAAACCUGGUCAGUACUGGAAAGAAGAGGUCCACAUUCAAGAUGUUGGAGGUUUGAUUUGCAGAGCAUGCAAUCUUUCACUGCCCUUCCAUGGAUGUCUUUUAGACCUGGGAACCUGCCAGGCAGAACCUGGUCAGUACUGUAAAGAAGAGGUCCACAUUCAAGGUGGCAUUCAAUGGUAUUCAGUCAAAGGCUGCACAAAGAACACAUCAGAGUGCUUCAAGAGUACUCUCGUCAAGAGAAUUCUGCAACUGCAUGAACUUGUAACUACUCACUGCUGCAAUCAUUCUUUGUGCAAUUUCUGAGUCAGUGGCCCAUAUCUAAAAUGCUUGGCAGAUCAAUCAGUCUCGAAGCCUGACCUGGCUAUCACAAAAUGAUGGCUAUUGUCAAUUAGCCCACUUCAGAAACCUCAGACCCUUGUAGGUAGAAGGAAUUUUGAUCUGAAAUUGACUUUGGUUUUCAAUAUUCCCAAUAUCUCCCCCACCACCUCCAACUCAUCUGAGAAAUAGCCCUUUCAACACCAUUUCUCUCCUCUCCUCCUUCUGCUUAAUUUACCUUCCUACCACAAGGCUACAAAGAAGGAAAAAUGUUAGUGAUUCUCCAAGUCAAACUAGGCAUGUCACCUCUAACUACUUUCAUUUCCCUCAAUAAUUCCAUACUCCAAAAUAUGGUUACAAAUGUUUCACAAGACAGCAAGUGACCUGAGAAUAUUCAUUUGGUUUCCAAAGCAAACUGCCUUGCUCCUUUGGGGUGAUUUAUGGUAUAGAAGAAACUGACUUAACAUAUACUAUAGGGAAAAAAUAAGCCAUGAAUCAGCAAGCCAGGCCUGCGGGAAAAGUAUGAACCCAAACAGGAAAGGGCUGAGGCAGGUGGUAGGGCUGGCACUUAUUUCUUCCAUCUGCCUCAGAGUUUAUCCAAAUUUUGAAUUUUCCGUACCUUAACCAUGCCUAAAUGCUUUGGCUUGUUCAAUUUUGGCAGAUUAAGCAGUUCAAGGUAAGCAGAGAAGUAAGUUCCCAACCACAAGGAAUUUAAAAGGAGUAGGAACGUACUUUGAACUACAUUUCCCAUUUUGCGAUCAUUACGUCUUCUAUUACAAUGCCCUACUUUGGCAGCAUGAAGAGUACUGCAUUAAUUUAAUUUAAUUUAAAAUUUAAUUUAAAACUGUCUUUCUCUGUAUUUUCAGGAGUUUGAAAAUUCAAAAAAUAAAUAAUAAAUGUCAAUAAAA
Messenger RNA from Homo sapiens (human), 1510 nucleotides. It is a transcript of the gene C9orf57, whose product is annotated as chromosome 9 open reading frame 57. The transcript is spliced from 5 exons. The coding region runs from base 171 to 590 and encodes 139 amino acids. Gene Ontology annotation, cellular component: membrane. The record is from RefSeq and is marked validated. Lineage: Eukaryota; Metazoa; Chordata; Mammalia; Primates; Hominidae.